AUGCCGAUAUUUUCGGAAGAUGAACUAUUAGCGAUGGCCAUUAUUUUGGAUGAAGAAGAAGCAGAACGCGAUGAAGCCAAUAAGGACAAGCGGAUGUAUUUGGCUACAGGCGAUUCUCUAAACACCAUUUCCUUCAGCUAUCGCAUGGGACAUAGUACAGUUUUCAAAAUUGUACGCGAAACCUGCCAGAUAAUCGCAGAAAAUUUGAUGAGCGAGUUGAUGCCAACUCCAACAGAAGAAAUGUGGAAAACAAUCGCUAAUGAUUUUUAUCAAAUGUGGAAUUUCCCUAACUGUAUGGGAGCAAUAGACGGAAAACACGUCAAUAUUCAGGCUCCACCAAACUCAGGAUCAAUGUUCUUUAAUUAUAAGAAGACAUUUUCUAUUGUGCUGCUGGCUCUUGUAGACGCUCACAAUAAUUUUAUUGCCAUUGAUGUAGGGGCAUACGGUAAAAAUAGCGAUGGAGGAAUUUUUGCCAAUUCAGCAUUAGGCAAAGCACUUCAGCGCGGCUCGUUGCAUGUUCCAAAAGAUGCUACCCUUCCAAACACAAAUAUUCAACUGCCAUACGUUAUUGUAGCCGACGAGGCAUUUCCUUUGAAAACAUACAUAAUGAGGCCCUAUCCAGGAGAUAAUUUAGACGACCGAAAACGUAAUUUUAACUAUCGUUUGAGCCGCGCAAGGAGAACAUCAGAAAAUGCUUUUGGCUUUUCCUGA
Photinus pyralis (common eastern firefly) is the source of this 711-nucleotide messenger RNA. Its product is annotated as protein ALP1-like. The transcript is spliced from 3 exons. Bases 1 to 711 code for a protein of 236 amino acids. The record is from RefSeq and is a predicted model, not a curated record. NCBI's taxonomy places the organism in Eukaryota, Metazoa, Arthropoda, Insecta, Coleoptera, Lampyridae.